Molecule: messenger RNA, 1346 nt
Organism: Diospyros lotus (date-plum)
Lineage: Eukaryota; Viridiplantae; Streptophyta; Magnoliopsida; Ericales; Ebenaceae
Product: cyclin-D1-1-like
Exons: 5
Coding region: 202-1014 (270 amino acids)
Biological process (GO): mitotic cell cycle phase transition; regulation of cyclin-dependent protein serine/threonine kinase activity
Cellular component (GO): nucleus; cyclin-dependent protein kinase holoenzyme complex; cytoplasm
Molecular function (GO): cyclin-dependent protein serine/threonine kinase regulator activity
Source: RefSeq, a predicted model, not a curated record
AAUUUGGCAGCUUUAUGACGGGAAGUUUCAUGCAGCCUGUGCAAGGGUCCGCCCAGCACAAAAGAUUUUCUCUUUAGCUUGCUAAAAGCAAGAAUUAUUCCCUGUUCUUCUUCACAGCAAUCCAGAGAUACAUAUUGGAGCUAUAAAAUAUGAUGGUUAUUUCAGUAAUGAUGAUAUUUGAAUGAAUCUUCCUAUUCCAACAUGUCCGAGUCCUCCGAACACUUUGCUGCUGACUUGUACUGCGAUGAGUCCGCCGGCGAAGUCGUCUCUUCGAACGGCGAACUCUGCUGCUGCAUUCACCCGCCGGCCUAUUCUGAUGAUUUCUCAACCGAAGCUGAGGCCGCCAUUGUCGACCAUAUGUUCGACUCCGAGCUUGACCAAAUCCCGGCGCCUGAGGCUAUGCAAUUGCUCGAACGUAAAGAGAUCGUAACCGCUCGUCGCGACGUCGUCAACUGGAUGUUGAAGGUGCAUUCUUAUUAUAACUUCAGACAUCAAACGGCGUAUCUUUCUGUUAACUACCUCGAUAGGUUCCUAUGUUCUCGAGCUCUGCCGGGAGGGAAAAGAUGGGCGUGGCAGUUGCUGGCGGUGGCUUGCUUGUCGCUGGCCGCGAAAAUGGAGGAAACCAACGUUCCUCUUCUGGUCAACCUGCAAGUUCUGGCUCCAAAGUUCGUGUUCAAGCCCAGAACUGUCCAGAGAAUGGAGCUCCUGGUAAUGGCGAGCCUUCGAUGGCGGUUGCGAGUUAUCACGCCGUUUGAUUUCGUGGAUUACUUCAUCCCCAAGCCUCACUUCUGCGGCGUUUUCUCCAGCGUCUGGGAUUUGAUCCUAGCCACUUGUCGAGUGAUUGGAUUCCUGAAGUAUACACCGUCGACAAUAGCAGCGGCUGCUUUGCUUUACACUGUCGACGGGAAUGUGCCUGAUCGGAAAAUUGUCUUCCUUCAUGACAGAGUGAGCAAAGAGAUGGUGAAAAGAUGCCGGCUAAUGCUGGAAGAGCAUUUGAUCGACGGCGUUCACUGAGGAAGCGAAUUCCGGCAAUGCCCAUUGGAGACGAGAGUGGCGAGUGAAACCGAUCGAGACUGAGAUGGGGAACGCCAAGCAAAUCGUGAAGUUGGAUUGGAUUGCCCACAUAUAUACAUCAAAUCCUACUGUAAAUCUUGUUCGUUUCUUCUGUCAGAAGGCUCCGUUGGUUUGUUUGUUUUGUGGCAGAAUUUCUUUUUCCUUUUUUUUUUUCAUUGGAAUUUGGAAGUUGUGUGUAACAGUGUGUGUAUUUUCCCUCCAAUAAGGUAAUAAUCACAGCUUUAUUCUUUAAAUUUAAGGAACACCCAUGGGCAAGAAACCAUUAGGACGCA